Messenger RNA from Puma concolor (puma), 1383 nucleotides. RefSeq names its product prolactin regulatory element binding (gene PREB). Gene Ontology annotation, molecular function: guanyl-nucleotide exchange factor activity; protein binding. The record is from RefSeq and is a predicted model, not a curated record. Gene Ontology annotation, biological process: endoplasmic reticulum to Golgi vesicle-mediated transport. Lineage: Eukaryota; Metazoa; Chordata; Mammalia; Carnivora; Felidae. Gene Ontology annotation, cellular component: endoplasmic reticulum membrane.
AUGGGCCGGCGCCGGGCGCCCGAGCUGUACCGGGCCCCGUUCCCGUUGUACGCGCUUCAGGUCGACCCCAGCGCGGGGCUGCUCAUCGCUGCGGGCGGAGGAGGCGCUGCCAAGACGGGCAUAAAGAAUGGCGUGCACUUUCUGCAGCUAGAACAAAUUAAUGGGCGCCUGAGCGCCUCUUUGCUACACUCUCAUGACACAGAGACACGGGCUACCAUGAACUUGGCGCUGGCUGGUAACAUCCUUGCUGCAGGGCAGGAUGCCCACUGUCAGCUUCUGCGCUUCCAGGCCCAUCAGCAGAAGGGCAAAAACAAGACAGAGAAGGCAGGUUGCAAGGAACAGGGGCCACGACAGAGGAAGGGGGCAGCCCCAGUAGAGAAGAAGUCUGGAGCUGAAACCCACCAGGAGGGGGUAGAACUCAGUGUAGAGAAUUUGCAAGCGGUGCAGACAGACUUCAGCCCUGAUCCGUUGCAAAAAGUUGUAUGCUUCAACCACGAUAACACCCUGCUCGCCACUGGAGGGACGGAUGGCUACGUUCGUAUCUGGAAGGUACCCAGCCUAGAGAAAGUUCUGGAGUUCAGAGCCCAUGAAGGAGAGAUUGAGGACCUGGCUUUGGGGCCUGAUGGCAAGUUGGUAACUGUGGGCUGGGACCUUAAGGCCUCCGUGUGGCAGAAGGAUCAGCUGGUGACACAGCUGCACUGGCAAGAGAACGGACCCACCUUUUCUAACACGCCUUACCGCUACCAGGCCUGCAGGUUUGGGCAGGUUCCAGACCAGCCUGCCAGGCUGCGACUCUUCACAGUGCAGAUUCCCCACAAGCGUCUGCGCCAGCCCCCACCCUGCUACCUCACAGCCUGGGAUGGCUCCACCUUCUUGCCCCUUCGGACUAAGUCCUGCGGCCAUGAAGUCAUCUCCUGCCUUAGUGUCAGUGAAUCGGGCACCUUCCUAGGCCUGGGCACAGUCACUGGCUCUGUUGCCAUCUACAUAGCUUUCUCUCUCCAGCGCCUCUAUUAUGUGAGGGAGGCUCAUGGCAUUGUCGUGACAGAUGUGGCCUUUCUACCUGAGAAGGGUCGUGGUCCAGAGCUCCUUGGCUUCCAUGAAACUGCCCUGUUCUCUGUGGCUGUGGAUAGUCGUUGCCAGCUGCACUUGCUGCCCUCACGGAGGAGUGUUCCUGUGUGGCUGCUGCUCCUGCUAUGUGUCGGACUUAUUGUUAUGACCAUCCUGCUGCUCCAGAGUGUGUUUCCAGGUUUUCUUUAGCCUUUCUGCUCUUAGGGAAUCAGGGGCCUGGACAUUACUACCUUCUAGAACAGAGUGGAGGCCUGAACCCCAUUGCUCAUUCCACCUGAAUCCAUAGUUGGCGUUCCUCUGAUGAGACUGACGGGC